Uranotaenia lowii is the source of this 853-nucleotide messenger RNA. Its product is annotated as serine protease SP24D-like. The record is from RefSeq and is a predicted model, not a curated record. Gene Ontology annotation, biological process: proteolysis. Gene Ontology annotation, molecular function: serine-type endopeptidase activity. The transcript is spliced from 2 exons. The coding region runs from base 31 to 771 and encodes 246 amino acids. Lineage: Eukaryota; Metazoa; Arthropoda; Insecta; Diptera; Culicidae.
AUAAGAAUAGUUCUUGAAAUAUAGAUAACCAUGUACUUCAAGUGUAUCGCUCUGGUGUCAAUCUUGGCCGCAGUUGUCGUAACUGGACGACGAAUCGUUGGAGGUUCAUUUGCCGAAAAGAACCAGUUCCCCCACCAGAUUGCGUUGUUCUACGAUGGUAAAUUCCGUUGUGGAGGUUCUAUCAUCGAUUCACAAUGGAUUCUGACUGCGGCCCACUGCGUGUUGGAUGGAAAUACCAAACUAAAUCCAAGCCUGUUCGAAGUCUAUGCUGGAUCCAUUGACUUGAACGCGGGAGGCAAGUAUUUCGACGUCGAGGAUACUUUCGCCCAUGAGUCCUAUGGAUCUUUCAUGAACGAUAUCGCAUUAAUGAAGCUGAAAACGAAUAUCACUUUCGACAGCACCAUGCGCGCUAUUGAACUUAAUCACGAGGAACUGAUCGAUUCGUCUGAGGUCAUUAUUUCCGGGUUUGGACGUAUCAAGAAUGGUGGACCGACCUCGGACCUGCUCAAGUACACGACGAUGACGGUGGAAUCAGAAAAAACUUGUCAACGCGCUACAGGAAUGUUUUUUUCGGGAAUUAUAUGUUUUAACAGCGAUCUGCCCGAUGGUGCCUGCAAUGGGGACUCCGGUGGUCCAGCCAUCCAAAAUGGAAAGGUCGUUGGAGUAGCUAACUUUGUGCUGGGUGGUUGUGCCACUUCGGCACCCGAUGGUUAUGCUAAGGUUGCCCACUUUGUGGAUUGGAUUCAAACAACUAUCUCUAGCAAUAAAUAAGUUUAAGAAAAAAAGAAUUGUACAUAAAGAUAAAUUCUUUGCUUAUGUAAGAAGCUUACUUUAUCUUUACAGCAUGUUUAAA